UUCUUUCUGACUUUCUCAAAGUAGCUUUAUGAAUAUUAAUUUAUUUGCAUCACUCUUUGUAUAAGUGUUGGUCAUCAAGCUAAUAACAUUUCCUACAUCUUCUGCUUCUUUUUCAAGAAUCCUACCUCUUAGUUUUCCACUUUUGCUUAUGGAACCAACCCAGAAAAGCCUCCAUAUAUUUGAGUCCCCAGCUUUUGAAUCGCUCACAAAGCAACAGAUUUCAAGCUAUCACUCACCAUUUUCUAGUGUUUCAGAUUCUGCUUCUCCAAUUUUAGCUGUUGCAGUUCUGAGUGUGAUGGGGACUGUUUUUUUGCUAUUGGGUUACUACAUUUUCAUCAGCAAAUGCUGUUCUAACUGGCACCAUUUUAGUCUGCUGAGGCGGUUUUCAAGUUUUCAUUCCCAACAGCAUGAAGAUCCUUUCAUAGCUCUCUCACCAACAAUGUGGAAUCGCGGGCUCGAACAGUCGAUGAUUGGCCAAAUCCCAACUUUUCGAUUUGAGAAAGACGAUGAAGGUAGUGGUCUCUAUGGCUGCGUGGUUUGUCUAAGCGAGUUUCAAGAGAACGAGAUGUUGAGAGUUCUACCAAAAUGCAGCCACACAUUUCACUUGGACUGCAUUGAUGUCUGGCUGCAAAGCAAUUCCAAUUGCCCUCUUUGCAGAACAAGCAUUUCAGGCACAACAAAGCCUCCAAUUGAUCAUAUUGUAGCUCCAAGCUCUUCUCCUCAAAACUCUCAGCUCCUUUCCAACAGCCUAAUGGGCAGUGAUGAAGAUUUUGUAGUCAUUGAAUUAGGUAGUGAAGAUGAAGUUGUUUCCUCAACAGGGCAACAAGAAAGUACUAUUUCAAGAGAAGCACUGGUUCAGCAGCCCAGAUACCAUUCUCCUAAAAAACUUGAGAACAAGGUUGGAAAAUCCAAAACUCGGAAGUGUCACCAUGUUUCAAUCAUGGGAGAUGAGGGCAUCAAUGUUAGAGCAAAAGAUGAACAGUUCUUCAUCCAACCCAUCAGAAGAUCCUUUUCCAUGGAUUCUGCAGCUGAUCAACAGCUUUACUUGACCGUUCAAAUGAUAAUACAUCAAGAUAGGCAAAUCAACGAGUCCAGUAGCAGUAGUAGUGCAGAAAAUGACAGCAGAAAUCGAAGAUCUUUCUUCCCGUUUCGAUCCGGACGAGGAUUCAAAAACACGAUUCUUCCACUCGAGUCAGAUAUGUAAAUAUUCAAGGAUUGAUUGGUUGCAUUCAGAUAUAGUUUCUGUUUGCUUUUGAUUUCAGAAGGUAGUGAAAAAGUUAAUAGGUGAAUGAGAUAUUACAUACAAAACAAAUGGUGUUAUUUGUAAUUUUUUAUGAAAUUUUACACAUUAUGGAAAAGAGAUGAAAAAUAGAACUUGUUGAAA
Molecule: messenger RNA, 1384 nt
Organism: Cucurbita pepo subsp. pepo (vegetable marrow)
Lineage: Eukaryota; Viridiplantae; Streptophyta; Magnoliopsida; Cucurbitales; Cucurbitaceae
Source: RefSeq, a predicted model, not a curated record